Messenger RNA from Helianthus annuus (common sunflower), 562 nucleotides. Its product is annotated as auxin-responsive protein IAA29-like. Gene Ontology annotation, biological process: regulation of DNA-templated transcription. Gene Ontology annotation, molecular function: protein binding. The coding region runs from base 11 to 295 and encodes 94 amino acids. The transcript has 4 exons. The record is from RefSeq and is a predicted model, not a curated record. Gene Ontology annotation, cellular component: nucleus. Lineage: Eukaryota; Viridiplantae; Streptophyta; Magnoliopsida; Asterales; Asteraceae.
AGGUGAACAUAUGAAUGUGAUGAACAACAACAACAACAACUACAAUGAAUUGUUUGUGAAGGUGAAGAUGGAAGGAGUUGGAAUUGCAAGAAAGAUUGAUUUGAAUGUUUUUCAUUCCUUUGAAAUGCUUACAACCGCAUUAAUUCACAUGUUUAACAAAUCUGUUGAAAUUGAGGAAGGUGUAAGUUACAAGCUUAUGUACCAACAUAGAGACGGCCAUUGGCAUCUUGGAGGAGACCUACCAUGGGAGUGGUUGGUAUGUGUGAAUUGCGGCGAGAGUGCACAGUUGACCUGAUGAUGAACCUAUCAAGCACAUCACUGGUGGUCCACCUGGUGGUCUCCAUGUUUGGUAGGCCAGUCCUCAACUUCCAUUAUCCACCGGAGAAUUGAGAUGAUGUUUACUCUAGUAGUUAUGUAGGUUUUGUGUAAUAUGCAGGAUAACUUAACUUAAAGUAGAUGUUAAUGUUGAUGACUGAUGAUGAUGUUUGAUCAGCAGCAGCAGUGUUAUCUAACACUCUUAAUGAUGUUAAUGAUGGUUAUGAUUAACAUGCAUUUUUGUCUA